Molecule: messenger RNA, 2720 nt
Organism: Microcebus murinus (gray mouse lemur)
Lineage: Eukaryota; Metazoa; Chordata; Mammalia; Primates; Cheirogaleidae
Source: RefSeq, a predicted model, not a curated record
AUCACAUCUAGUAUUAGGUUUCAACAUAUGGAUUUUGGGGGACACUAACAUUCAGACAGUAACAUAAUGACAGUGUUAUUCAGUAUCCAAGAUGUGGAAAGGGAUAAGUUUCAUCACAUUGCAUAACACUUACAGAUUAAACCAAACAAAAAGAAGAAAAGAAAAAACAGGAAAAUAAAAGCUUUCACAUCCAAUUGAACAAUUCUUCUCCACAUAAAGUCACCAUGAUUUUUUUAAAGAUAUAUUUUGGCCACUUUCCAGACAUCCAUAGCUGAGGUGCAGAAGGUAUAGUUUAAACACAUUUAACAAUUGCAUUUGUUUAAUAUGUAUCCCAGCUCUUUAAGAACUUGUCAUUUCUUUUACCUUUCAUAAGCACACUGCUGGGGGCGGGAGUAUAGGGUGGAAAUAAAUGCAAGUACAUAAAAAAAUCCAGCAAAACAGCAGAUUCGACAGCAGAGUCAAAGUUCAUAUUAAUAAUGAUGUCGUUAAAUGGAAGCAUUUUUGUGCUGUAUGCUAACAACAAGUCAGGUCACCUAUGUCACUCAUGUUUUAUACACAAAAACAGAUUUCUAUGUGUUACUGAACAAAUACAAAUAUUAAUACUGAAAUCAGAGUGCCCCAAUAAUAACUUUCAUAGCAGGCACCAGCUAUCGUUUCUAGCUCUGACAGCUGUUAGGUUGGGGCAGCACCUGUGUAAUAGGGCAAUGAUAGGAACCACCAGGGCCUAUUGCUGUUCUGUGCCCCAUUGCACUCUUGGCACUUAAUAAAUAUUUCUUGACCUACCAGAAGGAGCUCUUCAUUUCUAUGCUAACUCCUGCAAUUUUCCCUCCUUUUUCCUCUCAUGAUUUCGUCUGUUGCCUUAAUUCUCACUCACCUCACCUCCUUGAUAAUACCAUUAAUUCGCUCCUCCCAUAGCAUCCAUAUAUAAUACAACCACCUCUUUUUCUCACCCUCUCAUCAUAAAGGACCCUAAUUGAGGAUAACCAUAGGAAAAGCAAUUACAAACCAAACUAAACCAGCAACAAAAAUAAUAAACAUUGCAUUUUUUUCAUGGGGAGAAGAAUUAGACAUGCAAAAGAGUAGAGAUUAUGUUCUUUCCAUUGGCAGUGGGCUAGCAUAUUCCAUGUGCACAUAGAGCUUAAGAAGUUUUUGAUGUUGACAAUUAUGAUAGUUCAAGGAGCAGGAAAUUGAAAGAAUGAGAGAAGGUAAUGAGGCCUGAUCUAUGUCUUCCAGAUUUGUAUCUGCAGUCCACACCAAAGCAAUUAUUUUUACCCACAUCUAUGAGAUGUGAAUGUAAAUCACUAGAUAUGCAUCAUUUAGUUAUCCUCAUAACAUCAAGGAGGAUACACCAAAAUCAUCUCAAGAUUGUACUUUUCCCUAUGCUUAAAGAUCCCCAGAGAAAGAACAUUUCCAAUUUCCCAGAUGCCAGGAAGUUUUUCCUAAGCCUAACUAUAAUUCUUUUUUCUGUAAUAUAAGCCCUGACCCUACCCAGCUGACUAAAACAGCUCCUUAUCUUCAUCUGGAUAAUAUUUCUUUGCCUAUUUGAAGGUUGUUAUUACAGCUUCCCUGCACCCCAGCAUUCCCUGGGCCAAGUGAUCUUAGUUCCCUUAGCUUUGCCUAUUUUGUAAUCCUUUCAACACUUUUUAUCUGCCUUUUGGAUAAUCCCCAAGUACACUGCAUUUCACUUAAAUUACCUCAUAAGCUAGGUGAAAUUUGGGCAAUGCUGAGUCAAGUGUCUGGGUUAUUUUAUGAUUUCUCUUUGCUGCAGUUAUUUAUGCACCUUGUUUAUCAAGCUGGAGUUUUCCAUGGUACUGCCAUUUUGGUACUUCCUGUAAUUAGUGAAUGCCAAAGGCGGCAACUGGAGGCUGUGAGCUACUCUUCUCGCUACGCUCUGGGCCUCUUUUAUGAAGCUGGCACGAAGAUUGAUGUCCCUUGGGCUGGGCAGUACAUCACCAGUAAUCCCUGCGUACGCUUCAUCUCCAUUGAUAAUAAGAAGCGCAAUAUAGAGUCAUCAGAAAUCGGGCCUUCCCUGGUAAUUCAUACCACUGUCCCAUUUGGGGUUACAUACUUGGAACACAAAAUGGAGGAUGUGCAGGAAUUAAUCUUUCAGCAGCUGGAAAACAUUUUGCCCGGUUUGCCUCAGCCCAUCGCUACCAAAUACCAGAAAUGGAGAUAUUCACAGGUUACAAAUGCUGCUGCCAACUGUCCUGGCCAAAUGACACUUCAUCUCAAACCUUUCCUCGUGUGUGGAGGGGAUGGAUUUACUCAUUCCAAUUUUGAUGGCUGCAUCACUUCUGCCCUAUGUGUUCUAGAAGCUUUAAAGAAUUAUACUUAGUACCUGUAUCCUUAUUCCCUACAUGUGCUUUGGGUUUUUGUUUUCACAAUUUUCUGUUAUUGAUUUGUUUUUCCUUUUUGUUGAGAGAAAUUACUGGAAAAUUGUUCUUCACUUAUUAUCAUUUUUCAUAUGGAGUAUAAAAUCGAUUUUAUAAUUUCAAUAGUUACAACCCACACUAGAAUGAAAAUUCCUCAUACCUUAUACCUUUCUUCACUUUUCUGAAUUGCCAUGGCUACUCCUUAUUGGAGGAAAAGUUUGCUUAAAAAUAACAAAUGACCCUCCCCCGAAAUUACACUAAAUCACAGUAGCAGUUCAUCUACCAAAAUCUUUAUUAUCCUUAUGAAAAUUUAAAUUCUGAAUAAAGAAUAAUCACAUUAUCAAGGCC